GUCAAGAAAAUACAAUUUAUAUUAGGAGUAACAACUCAGAGCAUCGCCCAAGUCGAUCUAUUACUAAUCAGUCGACUAAAAUCUCUAUAUAUAUCCUUAAGGCAAGGACACAAUUAAGAAUCACAAACACCACUAACAAUCAUGAGAAAACUUAUUACUAGCCCAACAAGCUUGUACUACUAUGCUUUCGUAGUUGUGCUCCUCGCCAUUUCCACCAACUUCCUGCACACCACCAAUGCCCAGGCUUGCAAACCAGGCAAACCCCUACCCGGAAUCAAACCCCCACCGGGCCAAUGUGACCCAAAAGGUGCUGACUGCUGCAAAGCUGGGAAAAGCUACACAACCUACAAGUGCUCACCCCCGGUUACUAGCCACACCAAAGCAACACUGACCUUAAACAGCUUUGCUAAAGGCGGGGACGAGGGUGGGGCCUCGGCGUGUGACAAUCGCUACCACUCAGAUAAUACCCCUGUGGUGGCGCUGUCAACGGGAUGGUACAACAAGGGUUCUCGCUGCCUGAAAGAGAUCAUUAUCAACGGCAAUGGGCGUACAACAAGGGCGAAGGUUGUUGAUGAGUGUGACUCCAGAAAGGGGUGUGAUGAAGAACAUGGCUACCAAAUUCCUUGUAGAUUUAAUGUUGUUGACGCGUCUAAGGCUGUUUGGAGAUCCCUUGGAGUAUCCCCGGACUCAGAUCACUACGGCGAGAUGCCAAUCACCUGGUCUCCGAGUACUGAUCUGCUUGUUGAGUCUAUUUAGUACUCUCUAUAUGUGUGUGUUUUGAUCCUGUAUUAAUUACCUGAUGCCUAAAUUAAUAAAGUACUUGCUACUUAG
Molecule: messenger RNA, 831 nt
Organism: Spinacia oleracea (spinach)
Lineage: Eukaryota; Viridiplantae; Streptophyta; Magnoliopsida; Caryophyllales; Amaranthaceae
Product: putative ripening-related protein 1
Exons: 1
Coding region: 142-756 (204 amino acids)
Source: RefSeq, a predicted model, not a curated record